GGCGAGUAGCGCAGGCCUGUCUAAUAUGUAAAAAAUAUAGUUGAAAAAGAUUGUAAAUAGUUUACAAACAAUUAAUUAUGAAGCAUACGUUAAAAAUAUUGAUAUCAUGUUUAAUACAAGUUAUUUAUUAAUUAUAGUGAUAAUUUAAAAAAAAACAGGAAAUUUUGCUCCAUGUACGAUAAUUCUACGCUACUGGUACGAUAGUUGCCUUGCUUCAAGUUGUGAACACUGUUGCUAACAGCGCAUUCAGAAUUUCAUAUAGAGUCAAAGAAUAAGGUCUUUAUAGGAAUAUCUCGUAAAAUUUUACGAGCUUGCAUUUCGAACUGUCAAAAGUCUUUGACGCAUGCGUUUUAAAAUUAAGUCCUACAGUACGCAUUAAAGUGACUUUCAAUGUUUUCAUCAUCAUCAGCCUAUUAAUGUCCCCACUGCUGGGGCACAGGCCUUCCCUAUGGAUGGAAUAGGAAGAUUGGGCCAUGACCCACCACGCGGGCCCAGUGCGGAUGGGUGGGUGCUAACGACUGCAAAUGCAGCCGGGACCAACGGCUUAACGUGCCUUCCGAAGCACGGAGGAGCUCGAGAUAGUAAAUUUUUGGUCACCCAUCCAAUGACCGACCACUGCGAAAGUUGCUUAACUUCAACGAUGGCAGCCGAACGCGCUAGCCACCUGUGCCAUCGAGCUCCUCGUUCAAUGUUUUAAAUAAUGCCUUUUAUGGUUUUUGACCAGGGGGAUUAUCUUACGGAUAUCCGUGGAUCGUACAAUGUACGUUUUGGACACGUUUCGCCACGAUUUUGUUCGUGUUGUAGUAUCUAACUACACAAUCAUGCGUGUCUAUAAUCACUCAUCAUUGGCCAUUGUGAAGAGGGGACAGGCCAUAACGUUUACAAAGACGGUGGCCGCACCGGCGCGUUCCAAUUUUGGCCACAUUCAACAAGAUCUUGGUCGCACUGUAGUCUGUGUGACAUAGAGUAACUUGACUUGAUUAAUAGGUAGUCUCCCUCUUGUCUAUAGUCUAGUCUGAAUUAGUCUGUGACUUUGUGUUUGUGCGAUUGUUUUAUCUGGCUGGUGACUGAUUUUAGUUUUAGUUUACGAUAAAUUUCAUAAUUUACUUUCAAACAGUACUUUUGUACAUCAGAAAUUAACUUUUUAGUAUCAUUGCAAAACAAAUUUGAAUACUGUAAUGGGAAAUAGUAAUAAAAAUUUUAGUCUGAACAGUUUGUUUACGUUGUCGCGAUAAAUGUUAUCGUACCCAUGAUGUUGAAGUUUGUAAUUCUUAAAAACAAACAUUUGUUGGUGUUUAUUUAGUUGACAAUAAAAAAUGUGUUUGAGAUGAACAUAGCUUAUUCAUAUUUGAAUACAAUACGAUUUAAUAAUUAUUUUGACAAUGGAGGGGCCUGGGAUGAGUUUGUUCCAAGGAGCACCCAGCAUUCACAUAAAUAACAGUGCUCAAGAUAGACUUGAAGAGCAAGAAGAACUCGAAGACGAGAAGAGACGUAAUGAAGAGCUAAAACACAAGUUGGCCAAUGCAUUUGAUGACCUAUUAGAUGAUGACGAAGCAAGCUCUGUCAACAGCAGUGGUAACUUUACUUUGGAUGUGGGGCAAAAUGGUGGGCAACAGAAUGCUAGAACUGGUUUGCCUCCUACUUAUGUGGAAUCAUUAAAUCAUUUAAAAGAGCAGGACACUCCUAAAGCUUACUGCGAAACUCCUAAAAGCAACUCUCAAUUGAGGCAACAAGAAGAACCUCUUAAAUUGCCUUUCAGUCCCUAUGGGGCUGGUGAUGGUCAGAACCAUUAUUUUCAGCCAGAGUUCAGAGUUCAUCUUAAUGGCAUCAACAACAACAAUUUUGAUGCCAGACAAGAGUAUACAAAUAACGAACAAAUGAAAGUUAUGUAUGAGAUGCGUUUAAAAGAGUGCCAGCAAUUAGCCGAGCAAAUGCAGAAAUUCGACAUGGAAGUAGACAGUCUGCGUGCUCGGCUCGCCGCUGCCAUCAACGACAAGGACAAAUCAGAACUGUCACUGCAGGAAGCUCAUCAUUUGCUUGCAUCAACCAAGCACAAAUUGAUAGAGUUGGAGCAAGAAGUGAACUCGUUGACCACCAAGUUAGUUGAGAGCGAACAAGAGAAGGAUCAACUGAAACUGGAGCUCCGGUCUGCCAACAUGAGCUUACAAGACGUUCAGCAAAGGCUGCACAUUAUGCAGGUUGCCCAUACACACGAUACAGAUGCGCUUUUCAGAGAACAACAGGACAGGCAUAGAGAAGAGGUGGAUAGGUUGCAGAACGAUCUAUUGAAAGCGAAAAACAGACUGGAGGAUAAAGAGAAGGAUAUAAAAGUGUUAGAGAGGCGAUGUAAAGACAUCGAGAGAGAGAAGGGUGACAUCAUAGUUGAGAAGGGUGCGAUGGUGAAUCGGUUAGUGAAUGAACUCGAAGCGGCUCAGAGGAAACUUGUUAGCGGUGAAACUGCCAAACUUAAAGAGAAGGUGGCACAACUUACAACUGAAAGGAACACUUCGAGAGAACAAGUUAAGGAAUUAGGGUCGAAACUGGAGAUAACUGCACACGAGCUGGUGCUGUGUAGAAACAAAAUGGCCGCCAUACAAAAGGAAUACGACAAUUGGCGAAUUACCCUACAACAAAUGUUGGCCGAAGUAUUGCCGGACAAUACAUACUUAGGAGAAACACCAUCACCGGGCAAACUGACAACUCUCAAGGAAGUCUUAGGUCGGUACAGAAUACAAAUGCAGAAGUUGGCAACACUGCAGGAGGAUGUUACAAAACGCGAUAAAAAACUGGAGCAGCACAGGAAGCAAGAGUCCGAGCUUCGAUCCAGAUUGGAAGAACAGAAAGGCAUAGAGUUGCAACUGAAUUCUAAAAUAGCUGUGCUACAGAACAAACUGGAGCUGCUCGGCAGCAAUAGUGACAGCGAUCUGGUGGAAAACUACAAGUUGCAAAAUGAUCGAAUUCAAGAACAAUUGCUCGAACUCAGGAGUGAACAUAAAAAGUUGGACUUGAAGUACGCGGAACUCGAAUUGGAAUACGACAAACUGAAAUGUGAGAAAGGCAGUCGCGCUUCAUUGGCGCAGGAAGCUAAUGCAGAUUUAUUGCGAGAACUUGAACGUUGCGGGGAGAAACUGAAGGAUACACUCAGGGAGAACGGGGAACUGAAGAACUUGUAUCUGCAGGCAUGCAGUUCCAGAGACACUAUAUCAAGGGAAUUGAAAGACUUGCAGAGUAGGAUUAACGGUGAGAAGGAGAUGUUCAAAUCGCAGGAGAAAGAGUAUGUGGAACGAAUAGAGAAUGAGAAGAGACAGAUACAGAAGUUGAGUGCGGAGUUAAGUAGUUGUAAGACAGAAUUGGAGAAUGCAAACAAGAGGAUAUCCGAGUUGCAGAAAGACUUCACUGACAAACAAGCUGAGUUCAGCGACAAAUUGAACAAAUAUCUAGAAGAAGAGAAAAAAUCUCUGAGAAAGGACAUAGAAGCGUGUGGCCAGUGCGAAAAGUAUGUGAAACGCAUACGACAAUUGGACGAGCAGUUGAGCAAAUUCAGCGUCAAAUUAGCCACACAGGAGAGCAACGAGGAACUAAUGAAGGAAUUACGAGGCAAAGCGGAAUUCUUCCAAGGGUACAUAAUGGAGCGAUACAACAAGCUUCGAGAACAACGCACCGUCGCCACCAACACUUCGCCCCCUCUCAGCCGCACGCAUUCGCCGUCUCGCUCGCACACUUCGACACCCAAUUCCCCAACUAAGUCCACCCAUGAUGAUGAAAUGGAUCAGUUGGUGCAGGACUGCGACGACGCUUUAGCCGCUAAGACCGCUUUGAUGAUGAAAGAGAAAGCUAUAAGGGAGCACAUAGCAGAAAAAUUCACUCUAGAAAUGAAAACUAUGGAAAUGAACUGCGCACGAAGGAUCAAAGAGAUGGAGAACGAACACUUGAGCGCUUUGAGCAAACUCAAAGAACUACUAGAACGUAAAGCCCAAGAAGUGGAAACUCUAAAAACGUUCAUUCUAUCCGAAAGAGCGAAAGUGACGCAGAUAUUGGAGGCGAAAGAGAACGAAAUAUCUGUGCUGAUCAAAGAGCAUAAUUCUCUGCAAGCGGACUUGCAAAAAGCUAGUGACAACAUCGCCGAAUGGCGGUUGAAAUCUGAAAGGUAUAAGGAGAGAAUAUCCCGGCUGAAUUCUUUGGAAGACGUUAUCAAACACGAAAGAGAGGUCAAUAAUAGUUGUGCCAAAGAAUGUCAAGCGAUGAAAGGCAAAGUGGUGGAAUUACAAGCUAAAUGUACGCAGUUGGAACGCAAAUAUGAGAAGCUGCAGUCGGAACAUGGCAACUUGCAGGACAAGUAUAGGAGUGUUAAGAAAACGGUGAUCACUUACAAGGACUACAUGACAAAGAAGGACGCGCACAUUAGCAAUGAGAUGAACCGCAUACAAGACGAGUACCGCAAGAUAUUCCUGAAACUUCAGAACCAGAUCAACUACCACGUCAACUGCAGAAUACAGGAGGAGAGGAACAACGGCAAACCUGUCGAAGCUGUGCAGUAUCAACAGGGAGAUUAUAGCGAAAGACUGAAGAAACUGAACGAAGACUUCGCACAGCUGGCUCAGUCGCGAUUCAAGGAAUCACCCGAUAAAUGAAUAGCUAUAUUUAUUACUUUAUUCGACUACUCUCUCACUCUCACACAAUGUCAUCCAGGUAACUUCGACAUUAGGUUUAAGCCAAGACUAACUUUAGUCCGCAUACUGAAAAGAGGCGGUAAGUGUCCAAUUUCAGAUAAAUGAGACAUUAACCUAACAACAUUACGCAACUAUCUUGGCGUUGGCUAUCGUAUUGCUAAUUAAUUAUAUUUUAACAGCUGUAACAAAAUAUCUUUUCCCGUGCGCGGCACGUAUUCGUAUCUUUCGCACCGUAAUCAAAGUCUUUCUUUCUCUUUCGUAUUCAAUAGGGAAUUUGACAAUGUUUAGAAAAUGAUCUGACGACAUUUUUAAUUCUGUUGUGUAAUACAGUAAAAAACCUUAACUAAGAAUUCUAUUUUCAAGUUGCCGCGAAUACGUUUCUCUAGACAUAUGGUAUGGGUGUAUAUAUAUUUAGUGAUUUUCUAGAAAAGUUAUUAAUUAUUUUCUUCUUUCGGAAUUGUAAAAUCGCUGCUAAUAUUCGUAUUAAAUACAGAUGCCAACAAUAGACUAGUUGACUCAUGUCAAAUUGCACUAUACAAAUGUUUAUUUCUUAUAAUUUUUGGUAUGAGGAACCUAAACUGUUAUAAAGUGUUACUGUACUGACUAAAAUAUAUCUAAAAACUCUUAUAUCUUGAAGAAAAGUUUCCGUUUAUUGGUUUUCUUGGCUAAAUUAAUGCUGGACGCCGGAUUUGUGAAAGCAGAAACGACAAAACUCCUUGACUUAGCAGGUACAUUCAUAACCUUAAUAAUUGAAACCACAACAUUUCUGGAGUUUUUAACGAUGUGUUUCUUUAUUCUCGUAUAAUACAAUCAUGAUAAUAACUAUAUUUAUCAUGAAAUCUAUUAGAAAUCAUGGUUUUGUAAUGUAAAUUCAGAUAGUUUACUAUUGUUACCGUCAUACCAUAGAUAUAAUCUAUAGACUAAAAUGGCCGAGAGCGUUUUUGUAUGUCCAUGAAAAAUCUAUUUUAAAAUUAAAGUUUUGUAGCUUUCUAGGUAAAAAAAAUUACAAUAAUUUUUUUUUGAUCUAAUUGAUCAAUUAUUAACCAUUUAAAACAUAUUUCCAAAAAGUGUCAACUAGCCUAUUGUUACAUUAUUUUUCAUACUGUCAAAUAGCCUAUUGACAUUGAAUCUUACUGCCACGACAUAAGGUGUUAAUUUGAACAAAAGUGUUAAUGUUAUCAGUAUAUGUUUAUGUAUAUGUAUAACUCAGCGCCACUCGGACGUUUUUUGGUGCACUUUUAUAAGCCGAUUGGCAGUCUACUUGUUUAUAUAUUUCAAUCCAAUUUCAUAAUUAAAAUAACCCCAUUAAAAGACCUAAGUUACUAGGAAUCUCCGUCCAAAUGUAUGGACAAUAACUGUAUUAUCAGUAGGAAGAAGCUUAUAAGAAUAAGUGUUUAUGACCGGCCGCACUCAGAGACGUCAAUUAAAUGUAAUGCUUGUCAAUGGAAGCCAUGUCUUAAUCAAACUUUAAAAUUAAUAGAAGACUGGGUGCGUGUUAAACUAUUAUAGCUGUUUCCACUUAGCAUGGUUGAUGAAUACUAAGAUAUUUUGUGUGUGUCAUUAAAUAAAUAUAACAUUAUUUCUUACUACACUUUAGACGUGACUCGGUUAGCGUGGAUUUUAGAAUCCCUUUAAUAGCGAUGAAAAUUCCAGAAAAUGCCUUUUUGUGAAUUCCAAAGCUAGCAAAUUUCGCGACCGCCAUAAAAAACCAGCAACAAUGAAACGCAUAUUGUAAUGUGCCAGGAUUUGUCCUCUAUUCCUUAUUGAAAAGUCGGUUUUCCCACAUUGAUUUAAAGAAUACGUGACAUUGUGAAAACUGAUGUGUAUCCUUACUUCCGUCUGUCUGUCUGUUACCUCUUCACAAUGAAACCACUAAACCGAUUUAGAUGAAAAAUAUAGUUUGAAUUCCGGAAAAGGACAUAGGCUAUUUUGUAUCCUAGAAAGCCUUUUGAGCAUGUGAAAGGAGGGAGAGGGGUAGAAUUCUGUAAGGGAGACCAAUUUUCCACCCGCAAAUAAUACAUUAGUUUUGGAAUAUUUCCUUACAGAUUUCAAAGAUCAAUUUGCUGUCUAAUACAAAUGUCACUAACCAUGCUAUGUGGAAAACACCUAGAAAUGUGGUUACUUCCCUUAUGAUAAGUCAAUGUGUACAAUGAACAGCCCAUUAAUUACCAUAUUGUGUAAAAAAAUCCCAAUGGAAUGUGUAUUUCAUAUCAAGCAUAAUAAAGCUCAAAGUCAGUUGAAGACAUUCGUCAGUUUUGGGUAACAUGAACUGUACCCCUAGCACGAACCAUUAUCGAAUUCGAAUAGUUUGCGAGUGCGAAGACAUUUUUGUAUGGAAACUUGAACAGCAGUGUCACAAAGUAUGUAACGAGAACUAAAAAUCAGUACACAUUUGACAAUGACAUUUCGGACUCGCAAACGUUACGAAUUCGAUAUUGAUUCGUGCUAGUGGUACUGUCGUUUAUUGUAUUUUCCUAUCGUUCGAGAACUUCGAUGCUCAUAUUGUCUCUUUCGGUUUACAAAGGUAGAAAGAGACAAUUAAAUUCGCUUCAACUUAUAUUGGAGACGAAAUUUACAAGUGUACUUAAUUAUAAGUUUUUAAUUCAUAUAAUAUUUGAAUAAAUAACUUUGAAAAACUGAUGCAAUUAUAAAAAUAAAGACUGUAAAGAAGCUCAUAACUCUCUUUACAAAACGAUCAAUAAAGUUGAACUCCGUCUAAAAUAAAAAUAAUACUGUCACCUCUGUUGGCUAAAGACAAGAUAGAGACGGCACUAUGUCCAAACCAAGUCCAAUUUUAGCGUACGCUUUGUAAUUGAGGUGGUGUUUAAAAUCGCAACUGUCCCAUAUUUUAUAUCAGUACAGUGCGACUAGGAUCUUGUUUCGCGUUUCCGAAGCAGAAACAAAUUUCGUGAACCGAUUUCCGUCUGCUGCCUGGUCCACGUGGAUUUUUUUCUAGUACAAUUUUCUUUAGAUUUAAACAAAUAGCAGUUAAAUGCUUAUAUAAUUAAUGAAGUUAUUAAGAAGCCUUUUAUUUGUAGAGGAAGCUGUUAAUCAGCCUUUUAUACUUCCUGUUACUCUUACCAAGUUAGGGGCCAUUCAUAAAGUACGUCACACGUUAAUAGGGAGAGGGGGAGGGGGGUCUUAAGUUUCGUGACGUCACAUUUCAAAAUCUAAUACCUACUUUUGAACUAUUAUCAAAAAUCUUUAAAAUAUGUAGAUCUCUAUCUAUAUGGGGUUUUAUUUGUUAUGUGACGUCACACUAGGAAGGUGUGACCAACUGUGACAAGGACGGGGGAGGGGUAAAAAAAUCAUGAAAUUAGUGUGACGUACUUUAUGAAUGACCCCUUUUGUAAAUUAUUAGUGAAGAGAUUUUACGUAGGUACAAAGUAAUCCUUAAUUCACCACUUAUUCAUCACCAGUAGCGCCCUCCUGUCAAUGUCAUGUAAUUGCUACAAGAUCUUAGUCACACAGUACCUAUAGUAUUUUAAUUGAUACUGACUGAAGUUAUACUCUAUGAUCAUUCCAUAGAUAAAAACCUUAAAUGCAGCUGUGAUAAUGUGGUAUACACCCCGGCAAACUUCUUGAGCAACGACCACAGACAAGCCUGAGCAGUAGCAAUUUUACAUACAAAAACGUGUACUGCGCAAGUGUGUUUGUCUGUGGUUUUGCCCAAGAAGUUUACACGAUGUAAGUAGUGUUAAUAAACAGUAUUAAUGAAAGUUCAAAACGUUGUAUUUUACAUUCCUUCUGGAUUCCAUUUUGAAUGUUACUGCUCAUUUAAAUUUGCGACUAUUCAAUUUAUGUAAAUAUGUAAUUAAACGAAUUUGUAUUAUUAUUGCUCAAAUUGAAGCUGUUGUUAGAAUAAAUUUAAUUUGCUUUAUUUAAGUGUCAAAAUAAUGUUUUGUUGGUUAUUGGGAUAAAUGCCGGUAAUUUAUAAAUUUUGAUAGUAUUGUACAAAAAUUUAUGGCUAAGGUUUGGUACGCGAUUAUAUAUAUUUUAGAGUCUUAAAUUGUCAUACUGGCAUCGAUCCCAAUGUUGAUAGUACCUAACGAUUGCGAAAGCUAUUAUGUUUGUCAAACAAAUAUAAAAUAAAUACUAUUGUUAUUUGUAAAUAUUGUUUUAUUUCUUUGUAUAGUAUUUGGCUGGAACGAAUGGCAUUUUAGCAACAGUGCACUGCAUGUCUUUGCCUCUGACGUUUACCAAUAGUUGUGUGCCAUUCUUCUUGAAAGCUUCGGACACAUAGCCCAUUGCCACGUUACCACCCAAUGAGGGGCUCGGACAACCGCUCGUUACUCUUCCUAUCUCUUCCGAGUUCACGCUUUUGAGUAUAGCUUCUUUCCUAGCAGGAGCGCCGCUCUCCAUUCUUAUCCCGACUCUUCUCUUACUGACUCCUUCUUUUAUCUGACGCAAUAUUACAUCAGCCCCAGGGAAGCCGCCGUCGAUUCUCCUCCUUUUAGAUACCAACCAAGUCAAGUUCGCUUCGACGGGCGUGACGCUCUCAUCAAUAUCGUUGCCGUAGAGACACAAGCCGGCUUCCAAACGAAGCGAGUCCCGAGCGCCCAAGCCUGCAAGUUUCACAUCCUGGUUUUGCAGUAAAGCGUUUGUAACUACGUCUGCUUUCAGAGCCGGUAUGGAUAUCUCCACGCCGUCUUCCCCAGUGUAACCGCACCUCGUGAUCCUGCAUUCAGCGCCGACUACGAAACCCUCCACGGAUGUCAUGAAAGUCAAGUCGUUCAACGGUAUCUUUGUCAAAGUUUGAACAGCGGAAACUGCUUUCGGGCCCUGAACAGCUAUAAGAGCUCUCUGGUUGACGUUCCAAAAUUCUACUUCCACAUCUUUACCUCGCUUACGGAACACUUCGGAAGUAUCUCUCAUGUGUUCUUUGUCCACAUCCAAUCUACCGGCGUUGGACACUAUGUACAGAGUUUCCUCAUUGACUUUAGUGACGAUCAGGUCGUCUAUAAUUCCUCCUUUAUCGUUUAGGAACACGGUAAGUGCACUUGAACCGUUGCUCAUGCCUCUCAAGUCGACAGGCGUGAUGGACUCGAACCAAGCGAUGCAAUCUUUACCCCUCACGUUUGUCUGCAGCAUAUGGGAUACGUCGAAUAUGGAUGCGCUGCUCCUUGUGAACAAAUGCGACGCAGACACACUCAUGUCGGAAUAUUGAACCGGAAGCAAAAAUCCGGCGAAAUCUACCAAUUUACCACCAUUUUUAACGUGCAGAUCGUAUAGAGGCGUUUUAACAGCAGCUUUAGCACUUUCACUGUAACGGCGCAGCACAAAACUCUUAUUUGAAAAACUUAGAUUGGAAUUCAGAAACCUGGUCAAACUUUUCGAAGUCAUUUUGAAACCUAUUGUCUAGUGGCGCAGAAUAGAGAGAACUGAAUUACUUUGUCAGUACUUAUCGCUUUCAUGUAUUGGGGGUCGCGGGUCAUUCGCUACCGCACAGAUAACUAAUGAUGUUGUAUUGGAAUCAUUUGAGUAUAUGUAAAUGUAUAAAUAGUCUGUCAUCAGCUUAUCCAUUGAUUUUGUUUACAUUAAUG
Chilo suppressalis (striped riceborer) is the source of this 10213-nucleotide messenger RNA. NCBI's taxonomy places the organism in Eukaryota, Metazoa, Arthropoda, Insecta, Lepidoptera, Crambidae. The record is from the annotation of a GenBank genome assembly.